GUUCGUCGCUGUCAUAGCGCUAUCCUUUUCCCACUCACGCACAUAGACGGAGCACAGCUCUCCGUCGUGCUUCUUCGUUUGCAGUCAGUGGAAUAUCCAUUCAAUGGCUGGAGGACAAGAAAAAUGGUAUUUUACAAAAGAGCAACUACAGAAUUCAGCAAGCCGAAAAUGCGGCUUAGAUGCGGAUAAAGAGCUAGCCUAUCGGCAGCAGGCCGCGAAUCUCAUCCAAGACAUGGGCCAGCGGCUUCAGGUUUCUCAGCUAUGUAUCAAUACAGCAAUAGUGUACAUGCAUCGGUUCUACGCGUUCCACUCCUUCACACAGUUUCACAGGAACGCUAUAGCCGCUGCAGCACUGUUCCUCGCCGCAAAGGUCGAAGAGCAACCAAGAAAGUUAGAAUAUGUAAUUAAGGUAGCACAUGUCUGUCUCCACAGAGGUGAGGGAGUGAACGCCCUCACCUCUGAACAGUAUCAGGAACAGGCGCAGGACUUGGUUUUCAACGAGAAUGUCCUGCUACAGACAUUAGGUUUCGAUGUAGCGAUCGACCACCCGCACACACACGUGGUGCGCACCUGCCACCUUGUAAAAGCGCCCAAGGAUUUGGCUCAAACAUCAUACUUUAUGGCGUCAAACAGUCUACAUCUCACGACGAUGUGUCUCCAGUACAGACCGACGGUGGUCGCUUGCUUCUGCAUACAUCUGGCGUCGAAGUGGAGUAAUUGGGCGAUACCGCAAUCACACGAAGGCCGUCACUGGUUCUCGUACGUGGACCGGAGCGUGACGACGGAGCUGCUUGAACGGUUGACGGCUGAGUUCCUUCACAUAUUCGACAAGUGCCCAUCGAGGUUGAAGAGGAAAAUGAUGACAAUGUCCAACAGUGGAGGUUCCCCGGGAGCACACCCGCCCGGUUCAGCGGUAGCGAACUCGCCGUUCGACAAGAAACACUCGCUCGUCAACAGCGAUGAAAUCGACAAGUCAUUUGAUAAAGAAUACGAACGCGAAAGGCGUCGCCAACAACCACCGGGACAGGGAGGUUACGUGCCGGCAACCGCGCCGCCGAACCCCACGCAACCACAGAAAAUAGAUUACAAUCUAUACAGAGAGAAGCGGGAGAGGGAAGAGAGAGAGAGGCGGGAGGAGAGGGAGAGGCGACAGCAAGCUCUCCAAAGGCCGGGGGUUCCUCAACCGAAUCCAAGGCCGAACCCACCACCACCACACCAUCGACCCUCCUCCAGCCAACACCACAAACCUCACCAUCCUUGGCCACACAAGCCACCCCAUCACAAACCGCCUCACGAUCACCGGCACAGACAACUUCCCGUACCUUCGACUUCAUCGAGUCAGCCGGCGGUUCCCCAUCAGCCGGAAGUCCCCCAACGUACCCGUCCACCGUCUCUAUUCUCACCCGAGAAUACAACUCCAGCUGUCGCGGCGUCUGCGCCCAGACGACCCCCCUCCAACCCGCAACAGAGGCCUAGGCCUGAACCUAGACCGGUACCCAAUUUACCACAACCCCCUCCGAAUGUAGCACAGGAACAGAAACCUCAUUCCGCGAGUCCACAUAAAAAACGUCCAGACCCAACGGCAGUCGUUCGAGACAUGCAACCCCCUGCCAUCCUAUCGCCCUUCUCGUCACCCCCCAACAAAGAAAUGAAAUCCCGUCAGAGACUGCCCUCAAACUCGGAACCUGAAUUAGUACCUGUAGUUAAAAAAAUUGAUGAAACGCCCGGAUACGAAAACGUCAUCAGAGAUUCUCAACGCGGCAACGCUAUCAAAACCAGACAACCUGAGAGGAAGCCCGACACGAGGUCUCUGAACGGUAUCGAAACCGAUCCCACCCUUGUAUCGAAUCUCCUAAAAGAGAGCUUAGCCAAGCCGGUUCCCAUUACCGUUCCAACGGAGAAAAAAUCGCCCGUGGAGGUUAAAAAGGAACCGGUGAUAGAGACUCCAGCACCCCCACCGGCUCCCCCACCUCAAUUGGAGCCUCCUCCCGUUCCCCAACCCCAGCCUCAGCCGAUCCCUCAACCGACUGAGGAGUCGGACCAUAAACACAAGAAAGAGAAGAAGAAGAAAGACAAACACAAACACAAGGAUCGCGACAAAUCGAAAGAAGAGAGAAAGAAACACAAGAAGGACAAGGAGAAGGAAAGGAAGGCGGAACCUCUCCCGCCCGCGCCGGAGACGGACGGAACCCUCAGGAUAACGAUACCGAGGGAAAAACUGUCGACGAGCCCCGGGCUCAAGAUAAAGAUCCCUAAGGAAAGGCUCGCCGUCCCCCCGCCGCCGCCGCAAAACGCCGGCCUCAAGAUCAAGAUAUCGAAGGAGGUGCUCGAGACGUCGCGCAAGCGGCCGUCGGGCGACCACGCGGGCCCUCCGCACAAGCUGCCGCGGCCCGAGGCCCCCCAUCCGAACAAGGUCGACCACACACUCGGCAACGGGCACCCGGGCAAGUGACAGCACACAUCCCGUAGCGCUACGUGUGUCGACGUUCCUCAUCAACAAACGGACCUCACUAGUGUAGUGUAAUUACUACCGGUUUUAUUUGUUUGUAACCUUUUUUUUUCCCACACUCAUGGUCACACGCGACGAGUCGCGAUGCUUGGGCGUUCGAUGUUAGUUUCAUCAUUUUUUUUUUUUUUCGACUUUUCAUUUUUUAAAUUCGUUCUUAUUUCGAACGUGUUCGAAUAUCGACUAUUUUUGUAAUGGAAUGUUAGUUUUGUGAUGAAAAGUGAUGGAACUAGAAGGUUUUAAAAUUGUGUUUGUAAAUAUGGGACGAAUUGUCUUUUUUUUUUUUAAUCGGAGAUGUAUAUAAAAUUAAUUAUAUAACCAGUUGCGUCUAAUUAUUCUAAUGCCUGCAUUUUGGAUAUACAGUUAGCCCAAUGAUUGACUGAUAAACAUUGUACCCGCUUUGUUCAAAACUCAUUGAAUUGUAUUUCAAACGAUUGAUUUGUAUUUAUAUAUAUAUAGUGAUAGUGAAUUUCAUAUCGAUUCUGUAAUUGAAAUGUUAAUUACGAACAUUUAAUAAGAACAUAGGUUUAUUAAAUAAGGCGUUUUAUACGGGAGUGGAUUUAGUUUUGAUAAAACCUUGGGUAUUUUUCGAUAUAAUUUCUUGUUUCAUGUGAUUAAUAAAUAAAUAAUAAAUUUAUAAUAUUGUUGAUAAUAUAAUUGAUUGCCGGGAAACAGUGAGAUAUCUCUGUGAGAAUAUAUUUCGAGUUUUAAAAGCUUUUAGUUUCAGAGCUGCUCGAAUUAAAUAUUUUAAACUUCCAAACUAAAUCCUCUCCUGAUUCUUAUAAUCAACGAAAUAAUACAAAAUGUUAAAGUGAUUAAAAUAUACGUUAGAUAAUUUGAUUCCAAAAUCGAAAUGAAAUCUUUAGCAAUCAAAAAGUUCCUUGUAUGCUUUUUUUAGAUUAUAUCCAUCUUACUAAAAAUAAUUAAUGAAAUUGAUCAAAUAUUUCUUAAAUAUUCGAAUUACGACAGUUCGCUAUGCCUUAUAAAUGUAAUAGAAUUACAUAAAUAAAUUCAUUAUUAAUGCCUGUUUAAUCUUUCGAACCAGAGAUGGUGCUGUGUGAACUUUGAACCGAGCUAUCAUAUAGAUCAAGCAUUAAUAAACUAUCCACCCACUGGCUAUACAUCAUUGCGAAGGUUGAUUAGGAGUAUCACUGGUCAAUAAUCAAGUUUUAAAUUCAUAUCCGGCUCGAAGGACCAUAAUCAAUGAAAAUAAAACAAACAAAUCUCCAACUAGUACUUGCCACAACUUUGCUUCCAUGUAUUUUCCGGGAUAAUAAGUAGUUUUCUGUCUCUUUUCAGCCCAUAAAUGUGAUGGGGGGGAAAAUGUGUCGAUCAGACGCAAAUAAUGAGUUUUCGUAAUUAAUGUAAUAUUAGUAGUGCAUACUAAUUUAUUAAAAAAAAUAAUCUACACACAAUUAAUAAUAUAAAGUCGUUUAUCUCGUAGCUUGUUAAUUUUUGAGCCGGGGAUAUGUAGUGGGGUUUUUUCAUUAACUCGUCAGUGGUAGUCUGAAGUUUCGGAAUCAGCAGUUUUCAAAAUUCAGGAGUUGGUAAUGCACGAACCGAUUAUGUCGGAUUUUUGCCCCCAUCGGAUAUAGGGAAAUGUGUUCGAACACACACACGUGCAGUAUAUCAUCAAUGAUUAUAUACUUUUAUAAAAUAUAUAGAACUAAAUCGGAGCUCGUUUCGAAGUGCGUACAGUGCCUUUAAUAUGUCUAUAAUCGAAAUAGUAAAUAAAUUAAUAAUAAUAAUAUUCACUUAAAAUUAAAAGCCUUCUUAUGUAACAAGCACAAUAUGUUCACAUUUUAUAUAAAAAAUAAUGUUAUAUAUCACAGCAAUAAUAGAAUUGAAGUAGCGUUAUAGAAACUACAAGAUAGACUGAGAUUAUAUUAACAUAUGUAUGUACAUUUAUUAUUAAACUUAGAAACCAAAAUAAUACCCAAAAUUACUUAGAUAUAAAAUUUGCCUCAAUUUUUUUUAUUCAUAAGUAAUUUCAAUGUUUUUUUUUUUUUUGUUUUGUCUCGUCUCAUGAAAAUGGCGAAAGUAAUUGAAUCAUACAGUCUGUAAGUAAUUUCGAAUUGUUUUAUUUUAAUUUUCAUUAAUGGCAUACAUUAAAGUUAUUUUAAUUUUAAUAUUAGUAUUUUAAAAAUAGAAUAUAUUUUAGUUGAAUUUUAUUCGUCAUUAAGCGACUACAAAAAUAGUUUAUAGUUUUAAUGUAAUUGUAGUGUAGGGGCCGCUUAGUAUAUUUUUUUUUCGUCUCUGGCAGGCCCAAGACUAAACAUUGAGUUUUUUUUUUAUUAAAUUAAAUACCAUUUGAAAAAGUUAAAUUAUCUGUGGCUGUGAAGACGACCACUACAGUCUUAAUUUAAAAAUUAGAUAACUUUUUUUUUUUAGUUAAAUAGUUUUAUCUGUUAAGAAAAUGUAUUGAAUUUAAUUUCGAUAUGUGACGAUUCUUAUGAUAUACUGACGAGUUAACUUAGGUACACUGAUGUUAAGUAAAUAAAUUGAAAAAAAUGUAUAAAAUAAUUGACCUUACUAAGAAUGUCUGUAAACGAAAUGUUUCCGUGAAUGUUACAAUUUAUUUUCAUAAAAAUAAUACUUAAAUGUCCGUUAUAAAUCUUACGUCCUCGACCAUGCGGUCACUUCAUGUGUUUUAGAAAUAGCUAGAGAAUGUAGUAAAUUAAAAAUCGAUUAAUAAAAUCGUUUCUUAAUUUAAGACUCGAUGGAAUUAGAUCGUUGACACAUUUUCUUUUUCUUAAGAUGGAAAAUUAAAAAAAAAUUAUAUAUAGUAAUUUUUAGUCGUAGAUGUCUAUCGUUAGAAUUAUUUCUUUUUAAUAUAGAAAUAAGACGUGUAAAUUUUGUAAAUUAUAUACGAAUCCGUAAGAUAAACGAUUCUAGUGUUAUUUUUCAUUAUCGAGAUGAUUAGAAUUAUAAAGUCGGAUAGCCUUGAUUCGAGUAUUAUUUGGGAAAAAACUCGAGUCAGAAUUUUUUAAAAAAUAUGAAAUAUUUCCGAACAAAGUGGGACAAUGUACAUUAUUAACAUAUUUAUUAUUAUUAUAAAAAAAAAAAUAAAAAUAUGAAAACUGUAUAAUAAAUUAUCUAAAUAGGGUAAACACGGCCACGGUUCUUAAUGCAGAAACAACUUGUGAUAUAACAGUUUGAAUUCAGGUAUAUAAUGGUUGUAACUAGAAUUGUUGUCUAUAUGUGUAUACGUAUGUUCGUUUUGAUGUAAUCGCCUAUCGGGUGGCCCUGAAGUUUUUAGCUUUUGUACAAUUUAAACGCUUGAAUCGUGGUCGACACGAUCAGGGCAGCCCAUUUGGAUUUUGACCAAAAACCUUAGCUAAAAUGUAUGCUAACAAAAGUAUAAUGAAAUUUAAAAAAAAAUAGCAUAUAUAUAUAUUUGGAAUUUAUUUCGCCGUUUAAUUACUUGCUCUUCUAAUAUCCAAAGUAUUUAAUUUAAAUAUGUACAAAAAUUUAUAUUUCGAAUAACGAAAAUAUAGACGGUUUAUGUUUUUCUAAUUCAAUAUAAUGUAAUUGUAUUAAGUUUUUUCGUUUAAAAUAAAUACUUUGGACUUCAAAUUAGAUGUUUCUAGUACUAUAAAACGUCUAUAAAUAAAAAAAAAACAUUUGUUUUUUACUACAG
Messenger RNA from Nymphalis io (European peacock), 6146 nucleotides. RefSeq names its product cyclin-T-like (gene CycT). Gene Ontology annotation, molecular function: cyclin-dependent protein serine/threonine kinase activator activity. Gene Ontology annotation, biological process: positive regulation of DNA-templated transcription, elongation; regulation of transcription by RNA polymerase II. The transcript is spliced from 9 exons. Gene Ontology annotation, cellular component: nucleus; cyclin/CDK positive transcription elongation factor complex. Bases 104 to 2452 code for a protein of 782 amino acids. Lineage: Eukaryota; Metazoa; Arthropoda; Insecta; Lepidoptera; Nymphalidae. The record is from RefSeq and is a predicted model, not a curated record.